This is a messenger RNA of Hemibagrus wyckioides, 7061 nucleotides long. It is a transcript of the gene hic1, whose product is annotated as hypermethylated in cancer 1. The coding region runs from base 293 to 2509 and encodes 738 amino acids. Gene Ontology annotation, molecular function: protein binding; RNA polymerase II cis-regulatory region sequence-specific DNA binding; DNA-binding transcription factor activity, RNA polymerase II-specific. NCBI's taxonomy places the organism in Eukaryota, Metazoa, Chordata, Actinopteri, Siluriformes, Bagridae. Gene Ontology annotation, cellular component: nucleus. The record is from RefSeq and is a predicted model, not a curated record. The transcript is spliced from 2 exons. Gene Ontology annotation, biological process: regulation of transcription by RNA polymerase II.
GGUAGGUGUCGCUGCGCGCGCGGUCAGCAGGUCGCUCCACUCAGCACCGAGAGCAGCUCCAACCGGAACGUCCGAUACAAACCGCGGCACGUGCGGAGUCAAAAGAGAGCGAGACACACAGAGAGGGGGAAGAAGAAGAAUCAGCGAAGAAGAACUAGACUCCACCAUAACUCAAGGUAGCGAUCAGGAGAUGACUUUUUGGAUAUCUGUGGAUGACGAAAUCCUGCAGAGAGAAAACUCAGCCGAGCGGUCGGUCCAUCAGACAUGACUCCGAGGUGGUGGACUGAAGACAAUGCUGGAUGCCAUGGAAGUCCCAACUCAUGCUAGGCACCUCCUCUUGCAACUGAACACGCAACGCACCAAAGGCUUCUUGUGUGAUGUCAUCAUAGUGGUGCAAAAUGCUCUAUUUCGUGCUCAUAAGAACAUUCUGGCUGCCAGCAGCCUCUACCUUAAAUCCCUUGUUGUCCAUGACAACCUCAUCAACCUGGACCACGAGAUGGUGAGUCCAGGUGUUUUCAGAGUCAUCCUUGACUACAUAUACACAGGACGCUUAAGUGAAGGUGACCCCACCUCUCCCACAGAGCCCAACAUAGGUGCAGUACUGGCAGCUGCUAGCUAUUUGCAGCUGCUGGACUUGGUAGCCCUGUGCAAAAAGAAGCUAAAAAGAAAUGGGAAAUACCACUUACGACCCCCGUCUGGGUUUCUGCCUUACACUAAAAUGAGCCCCAGUGGAGUGCUGGGUGGUAGGCUGCGAGUGUCCACUCCAGUAAUACAGCCCUGCUUCCCUGGUGGGGUGAUGAGCACACCACGAGGCCCAUCAUUGGAGGAUCUACCACCCCAUUCCCUGGCCCCCCAUGUAGGAGAGCUUUAUGCUCCACUCCCUACACAGGGUCAGCAGCAUUACCCUCAUUCUCAAGCAACCCUGCCUCCACAACCAGGUCUACGUUUGCCUUCUGCAGACAGAAACUGCUCACCCAUAUAUGGCCUAGACCUCUCCAAGAAGAGCCCCAGCUCCCAGCAGCAUUCUACCCAUCCUCAUCUGAGUCACCCCAACGAGGAGCCAGAGGGGGAACUGAGUCACCGCACAAGCCCUCUUCUUAGUCCAACCGAUGGCUCAGGGAAAAUGGAGGCUGUGCAUCACACUGGCUCUCUCACUUCACGAUCUUUUCCCCUCCUCAACCAACUGCCCCAACUCCCUCGUUUUCAGCGUUCAAGUUCCCAGGGACAGGAGGCCUACCCCUGCCCUCCGAGCCCUGAGCCCUCAGAAGAACCAGGUGACCGCAGCAGGGAUGGUUCCAACAUUUACCGCUGGGUAAAGAAUGAGCCCAUGACCUACAGUGUGGAAGAUGAAGAUGAGGAUGAUGAGGAGGAUGAUAGUGGGGGCAUGGGUGAGCAGGAUAAAGACACACACCACCAACAUUUGAAUCACCACAAAAACAGUGAGGAGAAGUUGAACCUUAGUGAGGGAGGCUAUGACAGGCCAGUAACCUGUGAUGGAGAGGAUGAGAAUGGGACGGGCAGUGAGGAAACAGGCAGCAGUGAAGGCAGGCCAUCUCCCCCUGGUCCCCGUGGGAGGUAUCAUAUGCCUUAUGAGCCAGAGAGCUUUGGAGAUAACUUAUAUGUGUGCAUCCCAUGUGGCAAAGGGUUCCCUAGCUCUGAACAGCUCAAUGCCCAUGUGGAAACACAUGCAGAAGAGGAUCUCAACCAUGUGGGAGAGCUAGAAAACCCAAACAGCAACGGCACUGACAAACCCGCCAGCACCAAUGGACCGACAAACCUGAACAGCACUGGCAGCCUCCACAACACCUACUCAGACAGUAAAUUAGGGCAGAACCUACAUCCAGUGGGCAUUGGGGAAAUGAUUCGGCCAUAUCGCUGUGCCUCCUGUGAUAAAACUUACAAGGACCCGGCCACCCUAAGACAGCACGAGAAGACCCACUGGCUGACCCGCCCUUACCCCUGUAGCAUCUGUGGCAAAAAAUUCACCCAACGUGGCACCAUGACCCGCCACAUGCGUAGCCACCUGGGCUUAAAGCCUUUUGCCUGUGAUGCCUGUGGCAUGCGUUUCACUAGGCAGUACAGGCUCACUGAGCAUAUGCGCAUUCACUCUGGUGAAAAGCCAUACGAGUGCCAGGUUUGUGGUGGCAAAUUUGCCCAGCAGCGUAACCUCAUUAGUCACAUGAAGAUGCACAGCAGUGGUGGUAAUGGUGGAGGAUUCAUAUCCGAUGGCAAGCUGAAGAUGGACUUCUCUGAGGGCAUCUUUCCCCUAAGUAAGUAUGCAGCUGAACAUCUAGGCCUGAAACAGGAAAAGGCCUCUGAGCUUCUUGCACAGGCCUCCCAGCAGUUACUGGCAGAUGCCAAGGCCAUGGAAAGCCUUUAUCCGCUGUCCAAACUGACUGCAGAGCACUUAGGCCUCACCCAUGAUAAGAUGGAUGUCCUGCCACUGCCACCUGCCUCUCAACAGCUACCUGCAGAGGCACGCACCAUUGACCGUUACUCCCCCAGCUAGAGAGGAGACCACCAACUCUGUCUUCCAUCAGCAGAACUCAGCUGCCCAGCUAUGACACACAACAAAAUGCCUGUAGGCUGCCCACAGUAUUGUAACUCUCACCUCAACUUCAAUGAACCUGCACCUCAGACACAGAAGGAAAGAGACCUUUAGCCAGAAAAUUGCAUGCAGGAUGCAUUGACUGUUAAAAGUGCCUUUCUCUACACAUUUUGUAAUACAGCCAUUUUUUUUUAAAGGAGAACUGUUAUUUAUAAUUUGCUCCAACCAUGGACACACUCACGUAACAGUGCAGUAUUUAUAUUAAAGAAUAAGAUCCUUUUUAUUCAGCUUCGGAGCCAACCAGUCAAUUGAAAACCAAAAAGACAUUUUUAUUUAUUUUAUUUGUUUUUGUAUGUAAGUAAAACCCAAAGAAAAUAGCUUUCAAAAGAGUGUUGCAAUCAUACCCUUAACCUGUGUAAUAAGUGUGACUAUUGUAUAUAGAAUAAGUAACAAAGCACAUAUGAACAAUUUUCAGGGCUUCUGACCAGGACGGAAAAGGGAUUCUGGGCAAAAGAGAAAGCUGCAUCUUUGGAAUUUUAUGAUAAUUGGAGGACUUUUUGGAAUACUGGAUAUCUCCUUUAAAUCAGUUUCCUGCUUUGCUGAGUGGCCCAGCAUUCCCAUACAAAAAAGGGAGCAACUACGUGAAGCCAGUAAUUGUUCCAGCACUUUGGUAAAGUGACUUAAGCUUAUCUAUGCAUUGAUAUAGUAAGUCCCAUUUUGUAGAGAGAAUAUCCAGAGUGUCAUAUAUAGUUUGAAAUAUUUUACAUAUUAUAACCCACCUUCUUACAAGUGCCUUCAUACUGGUUGUUUAAAGAGAAAUAAGCAAAUCCGUUUGAGUGCACCACUGACAUAUUAUUGUUCAUAGUCCAAUCAUGCCAGUAAUCCAUGGUGGUGAAUUUAUGUGCAUCUGGUGAGAUAGACUAAGCAUGGGUGUUGCCUUUAAAAUCGGGUAAUAUUUACAAUUCAGCAAUGCAGCCCAAACAUUCUUCAGGAGAACACAGUGAACCCAUUAGAAAAGCGUCGAGCCUCAACAACACUCAAAACCAAACAAAUAGCAAUCGAAACAAAAGCAUUUUUUCUCCAGAUCCAGUGUAUAUAAACUCCAUCCAAGUAGCUCACAUUAUUUGAUAAAUAAUGAAUCUAAUAGCAUUUAAAGUAAACUUCCAUAAUCAGAGUAUACAUCACAGGGAGCUGCAUAGGCCCACUCAUGGUGUUGUUGCUUUCAGGUUAAUAUGUGAAGCUGUUAAUGUGACAGCCAUGAAGAUUAGACAUAGGGCACUCUCCCUGACACUGAUAGCAUGGAUAAAUCUCAGCACUCUCACUGCAGCUGCUCCACUCAGGAUAAGCCCUGUGAAAUCCCCAAUUCUCUGCGACUGUUCGUGCUGUCUGUCAGCCUGAUCCCAGAUUUCAUGGCUGCUAAGCAGUCUUGUGAUGUACACACUGCCUGGAUCACCCCAACUGCACACCCGAACACCACCUGCCCGUAACAUACAAGCAGCAAACCAAAUUUGCAAAGACAUAUUAUGUCUUAUUAUGUGACAUAUCAAUAUUAUUUAUACGCACCUGUACCUUAUACUUAUUUACCAAUGAUACUGGGAAUUUUCCUUUUUUUUUUGUUUUUUAAGAGGGGGGUUUAUUGACCACUAUUGACAUUUACAACCUCAAGAGGUAAAUGUGAAGACUUACUUAAGCCAUGAAUGCACUGUGAUAGGACUUAUAACCCUCCCAGCCUUAGCGAGCAUACUGAACAUGUUACAAUGUUGUAGGCAACUUCAGUACAUUGCCUUCUAGUGAUCUUUUUCUGUAGAAUGUCAUCAUGUUGAUGUUUGUUUUGGUUACAUUUGAUAGAUUGACUCUUAAACCAAAGUGAAGUGAAACUGGUGCUUACCUCAGGACCUGACCCAUCUCAGAAUGGGGACACAGUUAGGAAAUAGCUAAGCAUGUACACAGACACACAUAACACACACGCACUCACACACACACACACACACACACACACAUCCCCUCUUAAGGCAGAGUUGUCCUCUUUAAACCUGUGGUUAUUUCAAGAUUAUGAAAAUGUGUACAUGUUGUCAGUUUCUACAAGAGUCUAUAAUUCUUAACAAUGUUUCUGAGUAGUUUACUUGAGUCUCUUCUGUUCUUAUGUUUUCCUGGAUAUUUCUUCAUCAGCACCUGUAAAUAUUCCUGUGUAUGCAGCACAAUUCUGAACACUCCCUCUUCCCCAGAGCAAUAUCCAUCCUUAGUGUUAAAUGCUAUGCUGUAUAUAAAAAUGCGAUAGUGUUUAUCAAUAAUUCGCUGCAGUGAUAAACACUGGGGUUGACUUGGUAAAGAAGAAGCAUAGUUUCUAAAGUUGACUGACCCAUGUUCAGGGUGUGACUGAAGGAGCUUCAGCUGAAACCUUGGCAAUAACGCAUGACUGGGUUCCUACUCAGACUUUGUAUAUACUGACUAUUAAACUACACACAAGCAACCAGCAAAUUUGGGCUUUAGAGAAAUGCUGUGAUUUCCUAAUACAUUUGAAGUGGAUAGCAGGGAUUCAGACACACACACACAGUCACAGUGUAAACGGAAUACAAAUCUACUGACUCAAGCCUAUGGACAAUAUUACUACAAUAUUAUUACUAUUAUAAUAGUGAAAUCUGUGACCGCAGACAUAUUAAUGCACAUAGAAAAUGUGGAUUUUAGUCCUGGGGAUAUAAAUCUAACACUCCCCUUCUCUGCCAUUCAUUAAACACCUCUGGUCUCUCGUGGACUAUCUUUCUUCCUAUUUUAUACACUUUUUUUAUACCCAUUCCAAAAACUCAGAACUAUCUAUUUUCUGUACUGUACUAGAUAUAUUACAGUAACUUGGGAGAGUGCGUAGAGAAUUGGACAAAUAUACACAUGAGAAAGGUGACAUGGCGACUUGUGUAUUAGUCUAGGUGAGCUCUUUGAGUGAGCAGAGAGAGUGUGUGUGUGUUUCAGGGAAUGUAGUGAACUCAUCUCGGUAGUAGCAGUGAGCAGGAUGCAUAGUAUGGUUCUGCUCAAAAGCAGAUAACGCUAGUAGAGUGCAGAAGAGAUGAAGAGAGAGGAAAAGAGAGGUUAGCAGAGGUUGGGGAUUCCAAGUCUUGUCUUGAUUAUGGAAGAGUAAUCUAUGACUCCUUUCCAUUCAGAAAAGAAACGCAGUGUCUGGCCUGCUUUACAUUUUCUUUUGCUUCUUUUUCUUUUUCAUGCCUUUUUUACUCUGGACAGAGGCAGUGUUUGACAGUUUACAAAAAGUUGUUAACUCUCUGGUCACUCUUCUUAUUCAAAGAGUGGGCCAAGCGAAGAAAAGCAAAGCUUUGGAGAUGAAGAGAAAUAUGUGGAACAAUACACUGUACUAACCAUACUUCAAAAUCUGGUCCAAAGGAAAUAUUCCUCUCAGUCUGAGGAAGCUCCCUCAGUCAGAGCAGAAACCAAAGCUUACUGAAGCCAGCCUUAAAGUUUAUAUGGACAAAAUCUACUCAGCAGAAGAGUAGUAUAAACAUCCAAAUCAAGUGUGUUACUGUGGGUGUUUAAAACAUGGCCAUUGUGGUCCCACUAAAAUCUUAAUUCUAGCUGGUUCCUGUGGUCUAAAAUGUUAGAUUCAAUGAUGAACACAUGCAGAGGUAAUCUUAUCUAUCACAUACCACAAAGAUUCUUAGAAAUGUCUUAUUCAUAUUAUGAAUCAAACCCACGCAUUUCUGCAUAAAAGUAUCCAUCUAUGGUUAUGGAUGCUGACUCUUGCCUGAAUGAGAGCUUCUUAAGCUGUUUCUUUUCUGUCUGUUUGGAGCUUUGGUUGAUUAAGAAAUGGCCCAUAAAGCACCUGUCAAUUCGCCUUGCAUUUCAGCAAGAGAGAGCAUGUGCUAAAAAGUGCAUGAUCCAUGACAAACUUCAUUUUACUCAGCUGUUUCACAUUGACUUAUAACGAGGGCAUAUUUCGAGAAAAACCAUCGCCUCAUGAUUGUUCCUGCUCCAUGGCUAAUCGCACCACUCCCUCUCUCUCUACUCACACCAUCCCACCUUCUCCUGAUUCUAACUCACUGCUUUCUUUCACUUCUCUGGAAGCACCUUGGAUCUCUAUUGCGCUCCCUCCCACCGGCUGACCCAGAGCUCUGACCACAAGCCCAUGGCCGCACCUUCUGAUGAAGUGGCGUCCAGCUGCUCUUCUUGCUGUAGAAGACAGUUGUCUAAAUGUUUAUGCGAAAAACUAGUUUCUUUUUCUUCACACCCCUAUCAAGUUCCAUGAUAAACAUGAAGGCAUGUGUUAAGAUUCUCUGUGGGGCUAGAUCAGCUAAAUAAACAGCUGACGAUGCUAUCAUCUCAGACUUAGUUCCUAUAAAAAUGUGUCAUAGCUGGAGAUAAAACAGGGAUUGCUGUGACUGAAUAAAAGUCCAGGCUGGUAUAAAGACACAUGAGGGAGAAUACACUCGAUGCUAACAUGGAGAACACAGGGAGUGCACUAUUCUGUAUGUGCGUUGCUGUAGGAAGUGAACCUGGAAAUGAAAUAAGAGAA